UACUAGAAGAAAACACAAAGGGAGAGAGAAAUAGCAAACUAAGCUUCUUUUGCUUCUAAUUGUCUCUCUCUAUCUAUAAUAUCGAGUUUAAUCUUUGAAGCCAUGAUCAGAAACGUGGGAUUGAGGAUUGGCUGGACAUUCUUCACACUCUUCAUCUGUAUUCUAAUAAGUCUGCUGGUGCUUCUUCUGCACCACACAAGUGCGGCAAAUGCACAGCCCUAUCCACACAAGACCUGCAACUUUUUCCGAGGAAGUUGGAUUAAAGAUGAAACUUAUCCUCUCUACAACUCAACUCAUUGUCCUUUCAUUGAACAUGAAUUCAACUGCCAAGGAAAAGGUCGCCCUGAUAAAGCUUACCUUAAUUACAGAUGGAAGCCCCAUGGUUGUUCCUUAACAAGAUUUGAUGGACGAGCAUUCUUGAAGAAAUUCAAAGGAAAAAGCAUCAUGUUCGUAGGAGAUUCUCUCAGCAGAAACCAGUGGCAGUCACUUGUUUGCCUUCUUUACACAUCAGAGCCAAAAGCCAAUUAUAAUGCAACCAGAGUUGGCGAUGUCUCCAUUUUCACCUUUUUGGAUUUUGGAGUGAAAGUGAUGUUGGACCGGAGUGUAUAUUUGGUGGAUGUUGUGAGGGAAGAAAAAGGCAGAAUUUUGAAACUAGACUCAACCGAGGGUGGCAAGUUAUGGAAAGGAAUUGACAUGCUCAUAUUCAACACUUGGCAUUGGUGGAACCGCAGAGGAGUCGCUCAACCAUGGGAUUACAUUAAAACAGGAGAAAAAUACUACAAAGACAUGGAUCGUAUGGUUGCUUUUGAGAAGGCCCUACAUGCAUGGGCCAAGUGGAUCGACACCAAUAUAGAUCCUUCAAAACAAUUGGUUUUCUUUCAAGGAAUUUCACCAUCACAUUACAAUGGUACUGACUGGAAUCAACCAGGCGUGAAAUCAUGCUCGGGACAGAGGCGGCCGCUAAGUGGAUCGAUAUAUCCAGCAGGUCUACCUCCAGCAUUAGGGGUGCAGAAGAAUGUGUUGAGAACAAUUAAGAAGCCAGUGACAUUGCUUGAUGUGACCAACCUUUCAUUACUACGUAAAGAUGGGCAUCCUUCAAUUUAUGGAAUGGGUGGGAGAACAGGAAUGGACUGCAGCCAUUGGUGCCUAGCAGGAGUUCCUGAUACUUGGAAUGAAAUACUCUAUAACCUUAUUCUUUGACUGCUAUUUUGUACCAUAUUAAUUCUUCAAACACUUCAAUGAUUCAUGGAACCACUGAAAAACAAAAGAAUUCGUUGUCAUCAGCGAGAAUUUACCUGAGGAAAAGUUGAGAAAAUAAUAAUAGCACUACACAAUUUCUUGACAAA
Nicotiana tabacum (common tobacco) is the source of this 1346-nucleotide messenger RNA. RefSeq names its product protein trichome birefringence-like 41. NCBI's taxonomy places the organism in Eukaryota, Viridiplantae, Streptophyta, Magnoliopsida, Solanales, Solanaceae. Gene Ontology annotation, cellular component: Golgi apparatus. Gene Ontology annotation, molecular function: O-acetyltransferase activity. The record is from RefSeq and is a predicted model, not a curated record.